Messenger RNA from Aspergillus alliaceus, 1617 nucleotides. Its product is annotated as glycosyl hydrolase family 79 C-terminal domain-containing protein. Bases 1 to 1617 code for a protein of 538 amino acids. The transcript has a single exon. The record is from RefSeq and is a predicted model, not a curated record. Lineage: Eukaryota; Fungi; Ascomycota; Eurotiomycetes; Eurotiales; Aspergillaceae.
AUGCUGUACUGGGUGGCAUUACUUUUAUUCUGCCAUUUUGGCAUUUCCUUCUCACUAUCUACGGUUCGUAUACCCCUGGCCAAUUCAGCAAGGGUUCUGAGGCGCGAUUUAUAUGGGUAUUCCAUUGAACCUUCUUCCGUUGUGCCAUACCUCCAAAAUGAUCGAGCUUCCAAGUUGUUAGGAUACAUUGCAGAAGUCGCUGGAGUGCCCGCGUCCAUCCGGGUUGGGGGAAAUAUUGCAGACCAGACAUUAUUUGAUAAGACGUUGAGAGCGCCGUCGGAAGCGCUGCCAAACGACACGACAGUGGAAGUCUUGCGCAUCCGAGAAGAUUGGUUCAAGGGCUGGAAAGAAUAUUUCCCACACGGAACUAAUAUCCUAUAUACAUUGAACCUACGCAAUGAGACGGGGUUAUGGAUCAAUGCCAUGGAGGAAGCCAAAGCUGUGAUGGGGAUACUGGGCGAAUCCCUCUCGCACUUCGAAUUGGGCAAUGAGAUCGACCACUACAUCAACAAAGGCUGGCGGGGGGCGGGCUGGGACACGAAGCAGUAUACGAACCAAUGGCGUCGUCUGACGAGCCAAAUCCUAUCGUCCCCUUUCUAUCAGAAUGCUACCCACCAGCCUCUCUUCCAAGCCGCGGUGUUUGCCGACCCUCCCAUGGUCCCGGACCAACACGAUGAGAUCGACGACUUUGAUAUCAUUAACGUAACCCGCGCCGGGCUGGUAGAUACGAAGAUAAUUGACAGCUAUGCGGUGCACCUCUACCCUCAAUCAACGUGCGAUGCCGUGCGUCGGCGGCGGCUUUCUUUAGACUUACUCUCGGACCACAAUGUCAUCUGGACAAACCUCUCUCAGUAUAUCCCGCAGGAGGCAGCUGCCCGUGCAGCGGGGAGCAGACUGGUGUUGGGGGAAACUAACUCGGCCUCUUGUAGUGGAAAAAGUGGUAUAAGUGACACCCUGGGUGCUGCUCUCUGGGCCGCUGACUAUGUCUUGACUGCGGCGAGUAUUGGCAUCGAGCAAACGUAUUUCCACCUCGGCCAUCAGAGUGAAUAUUCCGCCUUCACCCCCCUACCGUACGUAUACAAGGGCGAGAAUCUCACUGCGGGAAUCCGAGCCAACUUCUUCUCUCAUAUCUUUCUCGCUCACGUCGUUUCUGGCGGGGAGACGGACACAUGGAAAAUUACUGCCUUACCUAGCGCAAAUGCGUCGGACUUCAGUGGAUAUGCAAUUUUUGGUGGUCAGGAGGAGCCAGUCCUUGCGAAACUUGUUUUUAUAGAUUUGGGCGUGUGGAAUUCGACGUCUGGGCUCCAUAAUCCUUCUACGUUGUCAGCAACAGAUUCUAAAUUCGUUUCCCCCGGGGCCCGACCGAGACGAACUGUGGAAGUGCACACGACGUGGUACCCAGGAACGGAGGUCGAGCUUCUCAGAUUACAGGGCCCAGGAACCAACGCAAAGAGUGGGGUGAACGUGUCGGGGGUAGCCCUCGACUUGGAGACAGGCACCUUGGUCGGUAAGGAAGAGGUUGAACCAGGGAUUGUCAGUGAUAGUGGCAUCGUUCGCUUCGACAUUUCUCAGGCCGAGGGGGUCUUAAUACAGAAGCGUCGUACGGAAUACGCAUAG